Messenger RNA from Myripristis murdjan (pinecone soldierfish), 12430 nucleotides. It is a transcript of the gene spega, whose product is annotated as striated muscle enriched protein kinase a. Gene Ontology annotation, biological process: protein phosphorylation. The transcript has 41 exons. Gene Ontology annotation, molecular function: ATP binding; protein kinase activity; protein binding. NCBI's taxonomy places the organism in Eukaryota, Metazoa, Chordata, Actinopteri, Holocentriformes, Holocentridae. Bases 1 to 10587 code for a protein of 3528 amino acids. The record is from RefSeq and is a predicted model, not a curated record.
AUGAAAAAGAUGGCAGAACGCCCAGGAUCCAGCCCUGGCCUCAACAUCUCUUCCAAGAGGGCCAAAACCGGGGCUGUGACAGAAGAACCCACAGCGCCAGUUUUCAUCCGGAAACUCCGCAAGGCAGCGGUGGGCACUGGGUGUGAUAUUCGCUUGAGGGUGUCGGUGGCAGGAUUUCCAAAGCCCAACCUGGUCUGGUACCACAACGAUGAGCUCCUUCCCCCGUCGGAAGCCCAGGACUCAGGGGGACUGUGGAUACGGGACUGCCACACAAGUGAUGCUGGCCUGUACACUUGCGUGGCCACCAAUGAGCUGGGGGAGGCGAGCAGCAGUGCUGUCUUGGCCAUUAUGGACCUCGGAGAAGACUCAGAGACCACUGAGGAUGAGGCCACCGAACCUCAGGUACCGAUGGAAAACAAGGAAGGGCCCGGGAAGCACCAAGACAAGGCUGGCCGGAGAGGGCCCGCAGGUGAAGGAGGAAGGCUGAUGGACUUUAACCCAGAUGGUUCAGAUCGCAGGGCCACCCUCCCUGGUGGCUAUGACCCUGUGGUGGAGCGAGAGCUAAGAGCUCUGGGCUCGCGUCCUCCGGGGUCCCACCUGGACCCCACAAAUCCCACCAGGCAAGCCCUCGGUGGGGGUCCCACCGAGGGGGCCCCCCCUGUCCGCCACCUCGGUGUGGAACCACUGAUCCGGGCGUCUCACGCUAACCUGGCCCGGCCCGUUCAGGGGUCAGAGGAAAGUGUGUCCGUAGGCAGCGAUUACUAUGGGAGCAUGUUCAGCCUCUACAGAGGGAGAACAUUUUCUAUGCCGUUAUAUGCACACAAAAACAGUAUCAGUACACCCAACCAAAACCAAUCCAUGGGAGGCGCAGUGGCCAAAACGAAACCUUCAGACUCUCGUGCCCAAUCCCCUAAGACAGACCACGCAUCUAGCACAAGUGUUAACAGUGGUGUAAUGACACCCAAACUGGCUCGUGCAGGGCCUGCAAUUUUUGACAAGGUCAGAGCUUUCGAGGAGCGGAGGGCGAGCGUGGAUUUACCAGGAGGGGGUUCUUCUGUAUCCGGCCGCUCUCUGGCCAGAGUGGGACGGGCAGCUUCCUGUGAUUCAGAUGAUAGCAGUCGGAAGACAGCAGGCCCCAGCAAGGAAGAGGGACGAAUCCUGCAGGGUGCCGCCCAGAGACGAGCAUUGUUCAAACAGCGGGCCUCCUCUUUAGAGGAUAAGACCAGCUAUGCUCAGAGGGUCCAAAGCUUCCAGAGCAAAUUCACUGAGGAGCUCCAGAGGAUCAAGAAGCUGGUGGGGAAACCCAGCUUGAAGAAGGCAUAUUCCACCGAGCAGCUGCCACAGACAGAGAGGCUGACCCUGGGCAAGGUAGAGCCCAUUCCUCCCCAAGUGGUUAAAAAGCUUGAAGCAAGGGAGCGAGCCCUGGGAGAGAGAAAGGAGGAGAAGAGAGAGGAUGACACUAAACUACAAAUUUCUCUCCAGUCCCAAGACAAAUGUCUGCAGGAUCAAAGAAAGGAACCUCAGAAGGAGAUGAUGACACAGCCAGAUUCACAAGAGAAACCAGUAGAUAGCUCAUCACCACAAUGCAUGGGGAAAAUCUCUGUUACCAUGGAGACAGCACUGGUUCACCAGUUACCAGGGCAACCAUUGCCAACAGUCACAAGGAAAAGCCCAACCAGGGAAACCCUCCAGAGCUCUCCAGCAGCAAAGCCCUCCCUUGCAGCUGACAAGGACACACUUGUCGCCACAUCCCCAAAGCCCUCACCCCCUUCCAGAGAUCUGGGGCAACCUCAAUUUGAGGAGGAUUCUAAGAGGAGCAUCAAGAUAAACAACACAUCAGACCACAGAUCACCCAGCCCAACUGAGAAGAGAGUCUCCCCAGUCACUGUCAGGGAGCCGGGGUCCCAGUACCCGUCCAAGCCGCCCCGACUCACUCCAUCGCCAACCCCUUCCGUCAGCCCCCUUCUGAAAAGGAGGAAGGCUGACGUGGGGCGGACUUCUCCUGCUCUGAAAGUGACCAUCCCCACUAUCCUACUGGAGGAUGAACCCAUGGAGGCAGAGUGUGCUGGAGACAGGAGAGAUGAGAGGAAGAGAAGCAAGACUGGGAGGAAGGAGGGGAGGAGUCGCAAAAGCAAGAAAGGGCGUUCUGGUCGUCCCACAUCUCCAGAGGAAGGGGACUCAUCCGAUGACUCCUACAUGUCUGCUGAUGAGGGACCGACGGAGGGCCCGCGGUUUGAGAGACCCCUGGUUGACACCACAGCACAGACUGGCUCUGAGGCCACUCUGCAAUGCAUCAUCACUGGCAGCCCACCCCCUACAGUGACAUGGAGGAAGAGUAAUGUGGAGAUAAGGAGUGAUGCGUUCCAUGUGGUUAAGGCUGAGGGGGAGAGGCACAGCCUGGUGAUAAAGCGGAUGAGGCCGAACAACGCGGGGACGUACUGCGUCACAGCUGUCAACACGGCGGGCAGGGCGUCCUGCAGCGCCACGCUCUACAUCCAAUCAGAGCCAACCGCGUCCCUGGAAGUCACUAGUCCCAUCCAGUCGGACGAGGAGUACCUGAGCCCUCAGGAGGAGGCGAUGGAGCUUGGGGACUCGCCUGUCCAAACUAAAAGUGUCCACUUCAAGGAACCUCCCUCAUUUCAGGUGGCGCCAUGUGACCAAUGGGUGUUCGAGGGACAAGACGUUAUCAUCUCAGUGAAAGUGAGAGGGCAGCCCAAACCCAUGGUUUCCUGGUUGAAGGACAGAGCCCCGGUGAGGACCGCUGGGCGAUUCGCUGUGCGUGAGACAGAGGACGGCACGAGUGAAAUGAGAAUCAGCUCUGCUCAGCGGUGUGACGCCGGGGUUUACGCUUGCAAGAUCAUCAACGAGUAUGGAACCAAGCAGAUGGACUGCCGACUGGAGGUCAAAGCGGCUUCAGCACAAACGUCUUUGUCCAUCACCAAAGAGGUGGAGCACGUGGCAGUGAGGGCUGGGGAGUCAGCCAUGUUUGAGUGUCACAUGACGGGGCCUCCAGAUGUCGAGGUGGACUGGCUGUCCAGUGGGAAGCUGAUCCAGCCGGCGCUGCUCAACUGCAAGAUGCAUUUUGAUGGCAAAAGGUGCCGUCUCCUGCUAAAUUCAGUACACGAGGAUGAUAGUGGGACGUACACUUGCAAGCUGAGCACUGCCAAAGAGGAGUUGACCUCUAGUGCACGCCUCACCGUCACUCCCUCCAGGGAGCCCCUGUUCACCCGCAAACUGGACAUCCUGGAGGUCAUUGAAGGUCGCACCGCCCGGUUUGACUGCAAAGUCAGCGGGUCGCCUGCACCCACUGUCACCUGGAUGCAUUUUGAGACGCAGGUGGAGGAGAGUGAUAACAUACGUGUGCUUCAAGAGGGGGGGCGCCACUCGCUGGUCAUCGCUCACGUCACCAGCGACACAGAGGGCUUCUACACAGCCGUCGCUCAAAGCGCUCACGGGAAGUCUGAAUGCACCGCCGAACUGUACAUGCAAGAACCUCGAGCUGCCAUCUCUUCUCACAUGGCUAAAUUGGAGAAGAUGCCAUCCAUCCCAGAGGAACCGGAGGUCCUGGAGAGUGAGGUGGAGAAGAGGACCAUGCCGGACUUUAUCAAACCUCUGGCUGAUGUGGAGGUGAUCGAGGGGAGGGAGGCAGUGCUGAAAUGCAAAGUGGCGGGCAUGCCUUACCCAACCAUCACCUGGUACCACAACGGCAAAUGCAUCGACAGCAGUGAAGAACGAAAAAUGACCCAGUACAGGGAUGUCCACAGUCUGGUCAUUCGGAGCGUCUGUCACGCUCAUGGGGGCGUCUACAAGAGCGUCAUCUCCAACAAGCUGGGCAAGGCAGCCUGCUACGCACAUCUAUAUGUCACAGAUGUUGUUCCUGAUGCCCUUGAUGGCCCUCCAGAGAUUGAGGCCAUCACAGGGAAAACUAUAAGCCUCAGCUGGAAGAGACCAAAGAGGCUUGACCCUUCAUUAGACACCAGCUCCUUGCUGUACACAGUCCAGCAGCAGCCUCUUGGCUCUAUCCAGUGGUCCGUUGUAGCCUCUAACCUGAGGGAGACAAGCUACACCGUCACCUCACUGUCCAAGGGAGUCCGCUAUGCUUUCAGGGUCCUGACAUCCACCGGCAAGACACUCAGCAAACCAUCGCCCUCCACUGACCUGGUUCAGCUCGUAGACAGAGGACCCUAUUUAAGGAAAGCACCAGUCAUCUUGGACAAGCCUGACAUCGUGUAUGUGGUAGAGAACCAGUCUGUGAACAUCACCAUCACCCUCAAUCACGUGCAUGCAGUCGUCACCUGGAAAAGGAGGGGCGUGGUGUUGACCAACAGGCCAGGGAUGUAUGAGAUGAGCAUGCCAGACGAUGAUCAGCACACCCUGAAGCUUCAGCGAGUCCGUAGCACAGACAUCGGACAGUUGGUGGUGACGGCUAACAACCAGUUUGGCAGCGACCUCUGCACGCUGCAGCUGGCCAUGGCAGUGCCGCCUAAGUUUGAAUCCAUCAUGGAGGAUUUGGAUGUGGAUAUUGGAGAAACGUCUCGUUUGGCUGUUGUGGUUGAGGGGAAACCAGACCCAGACAUUCUGUGGUAUAAGGAUGAUGUGCUUCUCUCUGAGAGCAGCCAUUUCACAUUUGUGUAUGAUGACCCCGAAUAUUCUCUUGUGGUUCUCAACGCCCGUCCAGAAGACUCUGGCGUGUACACCUGCACUGCAAAGAACUUGGCUGGCUCCAGCAGCUGCAAGGCCGAACUCACUGUUCACACAGAGCGAAAAGAAGUGGCAGAGCCAAUGGAGGACGAGGGCUCUAUUCUCAGGAAGAUGAGGCGUUUGACUGAUUACUAUGACAUCCACAAAGAGAUAGGGAGGGGGGCUUUCUCCUAUGUGAAGAGGGCGACACAGAAAAAGGGAAAGGCUGAGUUUGCUGCCAAGUUCAUUUCUGCACGAGGCAAGAGGAAGGCCUUGGCUCUCAGAGAGAUGGGUUUGCUGUCUGAUCUGGACCACGAGAGGAUCCUCUAUUUCCAUGAUGCCUUUGAGAAGAAGAGUGUUGUGGUGCUCAUCACAGAGUUAUGUCAUGAAGAAUUGCUGGAAAGAAUGGCCAAGAAAACAACAGUCAUGGAAUCAGAGAUCCGGUGUAGUGUUCAGCAGGUUUUGGAGGGUCUUUGUUAUCUUCACCAAAAAAGCAUUGCCCACCUUGAUAUAAAGCCAGAAAAUAUUUUAAUGGCAAGUCCUGGUAGUGACCAGAUCUGCAUAUGUGACUUUGGUAAUGCCAUGAAACUGGAGACGUCAGAAGACCACUACUGCAAAUAUGGCACGCCAGAAUAUGUUGCACCAGAGAUCGUUAACCAAACUCCAGUCUCCACGGCAACAGACAUCUGGCCUGUUGGUGUUAUCACUUACCUCUGUCUAACUGGCGUAUCUCCUUUUGCUGGUGAGAAUGAUAGAGCCACUGCCUUAAAUAUUCGUAACUACAAUGUGGCUUUUGAGGAGAGCAUGUUUUCUGACCUCUGCAAAGAAGCAAAGGGAUUUGUCAUUAAGCUUUUGGUGGUGGACAGACUGAGACCCAGUUCAGUUGAGUGCCUUCGUCAUCCUUGGUUUAAGUCAACAACAAACAAAAGCAUCAGCACAGCAAUGCUAAAGCAAGUCUUAUCUAGAAGGCGAUGGCAGCGUUCUCUGAUCAGCUAUAAAUCCAAGAUGGUGAUGCGGACCAUCCCAGAGCUCCUUAAUGACUCAUCCAACCACAUCUCCAUUGCUGUGGCCCGGCAUUUGAAAGAAGGCUCUCCCCCACCCUCCUCAUCCUCUGAUUCAGAUGAAGAUGUGGAUGAGCUUCCCUUCAUUCCCAUGCCACUGUCCAUGGUCUUUUCUGGUUCCAGAGUUUCCCUUAAUGAGAUCCCAGGGGAUGAGGAUGUCACUGGACAGUCCAAUGGUACUAUUGAUGGGAUAACUAAAAGGGAGGAUAGGGAAGUGGCCAGUGCAAGAGGAGGGACCAAUAAGAGAAUAACAGAGGGAGAGGAGAGCCUAAAUGAGGAGAAAAUGAUGAAGACAGUACGAGCUCCCCUCAAGAAAGGAUCUAGUGUUGAGUCAGAGGAUUCACAGACUAAGUCCAGGCGAGCUACUAUGAGGAGGGGCAGUUCAGCUGAUUCAGCACUGCUUCUCCACAUUGGUCCAGAAGAGGGAAAUGCCAGUGAAGACUCAGAGACAAGUAAAAAGAGCCUGAAAAAGGCUGUUUCCAUGGAGCUACCCAAUCGCAGCCCAAGCCCCGGGGCAGCUAAGUUAAGCCAAGAGGAUUAUGCCCUAAAACUGGAACUGAUGAGACAGCGACUGCUCAGGGGAGGAAGCAUGGACAAGAAGAUGAGCGGCCUGAGAGGCCCCUUGUUUGAAACACUGGGAAUGGAUGAUGAAAAGCGAACAGGGUCUCUUGAUCGGAAUUUGAGGAGGUCCCGAGUGGGACCACCAACCCUGAUUAGAGCUGCAUCAUCUGAGAGUCCUGGAGAGGAUAUUCCAAAGACCAAAGUUUUUCAGAAAAGCGCCUCCUUCACCCAGGGGGAUUCUGAGCCCAUGCCGCUGCACAGGAGGUUUGGAGCCCCCUUAGAAAUCCCAUCCGCAGGCCAAAGUAGCUUAGAAGGAAAGAAGCUCCAAGAGGCAACCUCGAUGUCCGCACUAACAGAGCAGGCAACACUUGAGUCUACAUCUGCCUCACCCACAGAAAGCACCUCUUUUGUAAUACCCACCUCAGAAAGAGUGGACCAAAAGCAAAAGCAGCACAGUGUGAAAGAAGUUAAAGAGAUGCAAAGUACUGAUGAGAGGAAUGCUAAAAUAGAUGAGAUAUCAGUGACCAAAGAUCGAUUAGAGAAGACAGAUAAGGAAGAAUCAGUUAGUUUGCAUUCACAGGAGAGGUCACCCUCUGUACUAGCUCCUAUAAUUGUCAUAGAGGAGGACGAUGAAGAUGAAGAGCAGAAAGAUAAUCAGGAAUUAAAUGAAGAAGAGGUAAAACAAAAUAAAGAUGCACCCACAGUUACACCUCAACAUAGUAAACCGUCAUCUGCAUAUGCAAGCGUUAUGCAAACUAUUGUAGUUCCUUCUGAAAAAGAUGACAGCAACCAAUCCAGAAGUCCAACUGUUACUAGAACUACAAGCACACCUAAAGAAACAAAAGAUGCCCCCACAUUACCUGAACAUCCUGCUGUAUUUUCCAAAGUGGCAAAUACUCCCAGUUCUCCUUCUACAUCAUCCACCCCUGAUCAUCUUACUACCCCUCGACAGCCUGUGCUCAGAACAGACAUCAAAGACAUUGACUCAGAAGAGGUCUUUGAAGCCAGGUUUAAGAAACGAGAGUCGUCUUUGACCCGUGGCCUUCGAAAACUGACCAGGAACAAAUCUGAGGAGAAAUCACCUGUACUAAGCCGGAAGGCGGGUGAGGGGGGUGAGGACGUUUAUAGGCCUGGGCCAAUAGGGGCACCUCUUGAAAUGGUAUCCAAAGGACUUAAGGAGAAAUCCAAAUCUGUUCAAGAUUUGAGGGAGGCAGAGAAGGAAACAGGCCUGGGUCUUAUUGGGAGGUUGUCCAUGCGCGCUAAGAGAUCAUCAUCUGUUGAUAAGAAGUUUGAUAAACCAAAAGAGGAAAAGACAAGGGAGGACAAGCCUAGAGAGGAAAAGCCUAAGGAGGUGACAGAAGCUUUGGCCAGCAAACGGAGGGUUUCUUGGGCUAUUGGUCGCAGUAAGUCCUUGGAUACAAAAGAGCUGGACAGUGCAGGGGCACAGAGACAAUUAGAUGAGAGAGAACAAAGAAAGGCUGAAGAGUCAUCUGUUUUUGCUAUGCGACGUAUGUUUGAGUCCAAAGUGGCAGGAAUUUCUGCCAAAAUAAGGACCCAGUCAGAAGAGAGAAAGGAUAAAGAAGCAAAUAUGCGAGUUCAAGGUAAUCAGAAAGAGCUGGAACAAAAGGAUUUCAAAAAGGUCAGUGACUCCCCUGUCCUGGCAAUGCGACAUAAAUUUGAGAACAAAGUGGCAGGAAUGUCCACAAAAGUUCGCAGUCAGUCUGAAGAGGGAAGAGGGGAUGCUGAGUCAAAGUCAGAAGGAAAAAGAACCCCUCUGUUUACUCGCCAUCGUCAUUCCCAGUCAGAGGGACGUGGCCUCAAAGGAAUGGGCAUUCCUGAGAAUCAGCUAGCAAAACAGACAGGCACUGGUGCAUCUAAGGAAUCAAUUGAUUCCACUAAUAGCAUUCCUUCUGAAAAAGUCUCUCGCACUCCAGAGAGUGACAGGCGAUCUCGAUGGGACAGGUGGGGCUUGACAAGAAAUAAGAAAGACAAAACCCCCUCCCAGUCUGAUCUCCCUUCAUCUGUCUCCAAAGAUCAGGAUUUGUCCAACCGGCAACAGUUUACCCGCUCUGCUUCAGAUUUUCCCCCCGUGUUUCACAUCAAGCUGAAAGACCAUGUCUUACUGGAGGGAGAUCCUGUCACUCUUAGCUGUCUUCCAGCUGGCAGUCCACAUCCACAAAUAGUGUGGAUGAAAGAUCGGAAACCACUGGAGGUGGAUGACAGAAUGAACCUGAUCUCCCACCCAGAUGGCAGGCAGCUCCUUAUGAUAAUGAAGACAAGUCGGAGAGAUGCUGGACUGUAUGAAUGUAUAGCUACCAACCCCAUAGCCACCAUCACCAGCUCCUGUACAUUGUCCCUAGCUUGUGUCCCUAAACGUCCAGGGACCCCUGAGAUCCCCCAGGUUUACAACAACACUGCCCUCGUGCUUUGGAAACCAGCCGACACCAAGGCCCCCUGCACCUACACACUGGAAAGGAAGACAGAGGGAGAUGCCAACUGGCUGAUCGUAGCCACUGGAGUGGUGGACUGCUACUACAACGUGACAGAGCUGCCACGAGGGGGCACCUUCAGGUUUCGUGUUGCCUGUGUCAACAAGGCCGGACAGGGACCUUACAGCAGCUGCUCUGCUCCUGUCAGUCUAGACUCAAAAGUUGGAGGAGCCUCACCAGCCGUGGCCAUCGUGAAGACAGUCCCAGCCCCGCACACAGCAGGGGCCACCUCCCCACUAACUGUCCCUCCCAUCACACCGGCCCACACCAACCCUCCCUCUAAAACUGGCUCCACCGCCUCCUCCUCUCCCACAAGUGCAGCUUCCCCACAUGCCUUCCCUCCACCAGCUACCACCGCAGCCUCCAAAAUGGCAGCCACAGCUACCUCUCCAUCCUCUGCACCUUCCAGCUCGACAACAAACACUCCAGCAUCACCAUCCACAAGCCCCAUGAUCCAGGAGGCUCACACAGUUAGCUCCACCCUUCCCUCUUCACCCACAGUCAAGCCGCCUCCACCCUUUGUCCUGCCAAAACCUCAGAGCCCGGUCAAUGUUGUGUCACCCAUGACCCAGAUACCACCUGUAACCCCCCCACCCCCUCUCGUCACCCCGCCUUCCACCCCCACCAAGCCGGCCAUGGGCUCAGUGCCCACCUACAUCCCCACUACCACCACCGCUCGCGUGGCCCCCACCCCCGUCUCAGCUCCCACCUUCUCCCCUCAAGUGCUCCAGGUCUCCAGCCUGAGCCCCAUCGGUGAAGGGACCAGCACCCCCAACCAAGGGACCCCCUCGGGACGUGCCACGCCCUCCACCUCUCUGCGACAGGGGGUCCCGCAGAAACCCUACACCUUCCUCGAUGAGAAAGCCAGGGGUCGGUUCGGCGUGGUGCGGGAGUGCCGCGAGAAUUUGACAGGCAAAGUCUACAUGGCAAAGAUCAUUCCGUACGACCAGGAGAACAAGCCAGAGGUGCUGAGGGAGUACGAGAUCCUCAAGUCCCUUCACAACGAGAAGGUCAUGGCUCUACACGAAGCCUACGUCACGCCUCGCUACCUGGUGCUGGUGGCAGAGUACUGCACGGGCAAAGAGCUGCUGCACAGCCUCGUCGACAGGUUCCGUUACUCUGAAGACGACGUGGUGGGCUACCUGGUCCAGAUCCUGCAGGGAGUCGAGUACCUCCACAACCGCCGCAUCCUCCACCUGGACCUCAAGCCGGACAACAUCAUGGUGACCAACCUCAGCGCCGUCAAGAUCGUGGACUUUGGGAGCGCUCAGAACUUCAAUCCCCUCAAUCUCACGCAGCACAACUCUGGAAUAGGAACACUGGAAUAUAUGGCUCCCGAGUUGGUGAAAGGCGAUGUGGUGGGGCCUCCUGCUGAUAUUUGGACUGUUGGGGUUGUCACCUACAUCAUGCUUAGUGGCAGGCUGCCUUUCCAAGAUAAAGACCCUCUACAGACCGAAUCCAAAAUCCAGAUGGCAAGGUUUGACCCAACAAAACUAUAUCCAAAUGUGUCCCAAAGUGCCUCUGCCUUUCUCAAGAAAAUGUUGAGCAGCUACCCUUGGGCCCGUCCGACCACGAGGGAUUGCUUCACGCACGCCUGGCUGCAGGACUCCUACCUGAUGAAGCUGCGGAGGCAGACUCUCACCUUCACCACCAGCCGGCUCAAAGAGUUCCUGGUGGAGCAGCAGGCCCACCGCACAGAGAGCUCCACCAAGCACAAGGUCUUGCUGCGCACCUACCAGAGCUCACCCCAGUCCCCCACCUCUGGCUCAACGCCGCACGUUCCCGGGCCAAAGUGACAUCAGCGGGGGAGAGUAUCUGUUUCAGUUUGAAGUACCAGGCAUCGGUGCUGAGUCCCGCCCACCGCCAAGCAAAACAAACACCUCUUUUUUUGCAUAUUUUACGCCAUUAAACCUUGUAACUCCCCCUGAAGCACUGCUGCGUUUGAAAAUGUCAGCCUGCCAAGAGAGUUACAGGUGAGAAGAGGAGACGGGCAGACAGCCAGGUAUCUAAAAGACCUCAGAAGAGACUGGUGUCCACUUUGGAUUUCAGGAGGAACACUAACAGGACUCAACAAAAACACAUAUCCUAAGUCAAGAGAGCCAGACUGCCAUUUGAUGUUGAUAUCAGAUGGAAAAACUUCAACUCUCUUUCAACUCAACAGUUUAAUCCACUGACAGGACACUGACAGGUGUUCUUGGGUUUUCUUGGAUUGAUUGCACGAUUUCUCAUUUUCUUUAAUUUGUUUUUUUUUUUUUUUUUUCCAGAUGAGGUGCGUUUUCCUUCACAAACCUCUGUCACAUUGUGAACUCUGAAACUGCAUAUUGAUAUUUGAUUUAGCUAAACACCCUUCCUCACUCUGCACGAUCCGCCUGGAACAUGUCUGUCCAUGUUUAGAGCACAUUGUGUCGCUAAAUUUGGUAGUAAACUACUCAUGUGAAUGUACCAUGAUUUAAGCUGCUAAUUUAUUUUGCAUUUACUUACACAUUUUAGAACUCCAAACCAAAAACCUUAUUUUUUUUUUUUCUUGAAGUUGUUUACUUUUUCAUGUUAAUUUAUUUAUUUGCAUGUGUGUGUGGGCGCGAGCAUUUUUGAAUCACUUUUCAAAUUAGUGUCGAGGCAAAAAAUAAGGAGUGUCUUUGUGGUUGGUGUUAGGAUUCACACAGUAAAAAAUGAACUAUGUUAGAGUAACCUAGCAAUUUGUGGUAAAAACUUAUUGUUCUGUGGUUAAAUCUGAAGUUAUCUGUAAUACAAUUGUAUGAAAAACAGUCAAUAAUGUAGAUAACAUUUUACUUGGAAAAGUCAUACACACUGGUAAAUUGCUGUGGUUUCUCAGUAUUACCCAUUGGUUGGUCAGGUUGCUCGAAGCAUGAUCACCCAGUCAGUGCCUAAAACGGAUCAAUAUCCAAAAUAUUUAUCGUGUAAAUGUGCAGUCAUCGCUUCUAAUUCACAUUAGGUGAGAUAUUUUGAUUUAAACUAAGCAAAAAUUUGACUCUACUGAAUAUUUGGACGUGGUAUUAACAGACAGAUACACAGAUUCUCACAUGCAUACAUUUACACACACACAUAGCACCAGGCAUACACACCUGCGGUACAUGCAGUCCUUGUAAUAAUGGAAUGUCUUGUGCAUUGCUCUAUCACAGUGUUCCUUUUUGUAUGAAUUUGAACGGUUUCAGAUUUGUAAAUGUACCAAUUUGCGGUGUUUAUAUGUGGACAAAGUUGAAAAUGUUUUUAUGGGAUAGUAUGUAAUAAACUAUUGAUACAAUUGGAAAACUGGACUUGUUUCUCUCAACCAGCAGGAUGCAGUUUUUCUGGAUACUUGAGAGCGAUAGCAAUCCCAGUGAUUUAGCCAUUUCUUUAUGCGUUUUUGGCUGGUUUUGUGCCACGGAGGAUAAAUUACAAGAAAGAGCACAUACUGUACUGUGACUUGCUUAAGUUACAAGGAAUAAAAUUUGUCCCAGAUUAGCCUGUGAGGGGUGAUUGCAUCCAAAUGAACCCAACAGUGACGCAUUUAAAGAGAAAACCAUUCAGAAUAAGUAUGAGGUGGAUAUACAAUAUGUGAAUGCUGUUAAAUAUCAGUAAUUACUGACUUGUGAUUAAAAGUGUUCUAAGCUCUCCAGUGUACACCCAGAUAAUAAGCUC